AAUACUACGCUCGCAUCACGAAAUACCAACCAUCUCCGCGCGACCCCUUACCUCGACGACGUCGAUUCUUUCUAUUCUCGGCCUUUUCCUCGCCAGCUGGUUUCGCUCCAAUUGUUCGCGAUCGCGCACAACGACGGGGGUGUACGUUGUGUCGAGUAUAAGGUCGUCGGCUUUUUCGCGACUCUUCUUUGUGCGCGCAGCACGGUUUAUUUUCAGACUUAUUCAGCACGUGUGCGCUUGUAUACGUGUGUGUGCAUGUAUCGAGCGCGCGCGCGUGCGGCCAGCGGAAAAUCUGUCAGUGCGAAAACUGCCCAGCACGUUUUUUUUUUCGACUGCACAAGAUUUGCGCGGCCGAUUAUUCAAUGUGUCGAUGGACUAUUUUAUAUUACUGAGCGCUGAUAGAAAGCAGAAGAAGCCAUGGAUUUGACGAGAACGAUAUCGCAUCUGGCAGAGGCAAAUCAGCAGCUUGCGGCCGCGCACAAUUUCACCCUUAGUCAGCUGCACUUGCUGCUGUCGAGUGGCGAGAGGCCAACGUCGGCAACGAGGGAAUUGUGCUCGAAAUGUCGAGCCACCAAUAGCAAAACCACAAGCAAAGUACGAGCCUACACCGCCAGGCAAAACGUUACGGUAAAGGCACCGAACAGACGAGUACGACAAUUGAGAAAAACAUUGGCGAUCGAUGAGACUGACGAGGUAGAUCGCGUAGCGAUAAACGACGACGUACUUAAGCGAGAGAUCGAGCAGCUUAAAGCCGACGCAACGAAAAAGAGCAGCGACUUGGAGGAACAAAGGCUCCUGGUACGACGUCUCACCGAGGAUUUCAAGGUGUCGCAGAAAGAAUGCGAGAAGAAAGAAACACACCUGCGACAAGUGUCCCAACAGCUGAGCGAGUCCGAGCUUGAAAGCGCGCGUCUUCUUGCCGAACUGGAGACAUUCCAACGAGAUGCUGGGCAAAUAGCGAGGCUGGAGUCAAGGGUUGCCGAGCAAGACGAGGAAAAGAAGAAACAUCUGAGCGUCAUUGAAGAGGCUAAUCGGCAGAUCAAAGCUCUAGAGUUGGAGAUUGAAGCGCAUAGCCAGAAUGCGAAGCAAGCGAUGGAAGCGGCAAGCGACUCGCCAGACUCCGAGGCCUCGACGUCGAGCGCUACUGGUGUGAGCGAGGAGUUCAAAAAGGAGCUGCUACUGAAGCGAGAAGCACGGCAGCGCGCGAUCGCCGCCAUUUCGUCGGAGAUGGAGCGCCUGAGGCGCGAACUCGAAGCCGAGAGAAGUGCGCACUUGGAGACUGCCAGGCAACUGCUGGAAGCGCAAACCACGAAGACUGACCGGAUGAGCUCGGAGACAAAGACCGAGAGCGAGAGUUGCGAGCGCGUCGAAGCUCUGAGGCUCUCGGCGUUGCUUAAAAUUUCCGACGAGAUCACCAGCGAUCUCUGGUUGCAGCUGGAAAGAACCGAUGACUUGAGAUUCCAGUUGGAGAACGAUCCCGACGAGCACAGGCUGCGCAUCGGCUCGUUGAGGAGACUGUCGGAAGACAUGCGAGUGAAACUGAAGCUGAGAAGGCAGCAGGUGAACGCCUUGAAGGACAGACUGGCCCAGAUCGUGGUGCAUUCAGCUGACCGCGCUUUCCUCGACGUCAACGACAAUAUUAGAGAGGAGGUCGAGAGACAAGCCGAAGAUAUCGCCCGCUCGAGAACGUUGUCCGACGAAAGGUCGAGGAUUUUGGCCGAGCUCAAGGAUCACUGCUUCAAGGAGAUACACGAGCUCAGAGUCAAACUGGACAACGCGAGAAGGGAGAAUACCCGUUUGGAGGAGGAAUUGCAUAAAACUGAAGAUAAGUUAGACGCCCAAGAUGCUGAGGUACUGAACCUCGAGUCUCAAUUGGGCCUUGCCAAGGCCGACUGCCGUGACCUGCAGAAUCAAAUGACGCUAAUCAACAACCUCUUCACCCAGAUGCUUCUCAGUGCCUCUUCGGCCGAAAUGGAUCUCGAUCGGCUAACUCGAUUGUUGCAGGAAAAUCACGAUCUGAUCAGCGGCAUGGCCAAAGAGAAUUGCUCGGAAGCGGCGGCUUUGCCAAAACUGCUCAUUGACAUAAUCGAACAGGUGGACGGCAGAAAUCGCGAGACUGCCGACAAGAGGGCUGACGAUGUUCAAGAGGAGAGCAUUGCACACAAUUUGCCAAAGGUGUGGCGCGUGUUAACCGAGCUGCUAAGCUGCCACGCGGCCGUCGAUCAGCAGCAGCAGCAGCAGCAGCAGCAACAACAGCAGCAGCAGCCAAAUCAACAGAGUGCUUCCGCGAGCACGGACACAGCACCGGACAGCUGCUACAAGUCUGUCGACACGCCGACUGGCCCGCGACUAGUGAUAUCCGUGAGCAAGACCUACAUCCGGCUCAAGGAGCUUAUCCUGGAGAAGAAGCACCUCGAGAAGGAAAUGAACCGCAUGAAGCAGCUCAACUCGCACCUCGAGAAUAAGCUGUCCGAGCAGGAGAAGAGGCUGUCGACGGUGUCGGACGAGCUGAGCAAGACGUGGAACAUUGUAGGCCGCAUGCAAGCCCAACAUCAGCAGCUGCAUACUCACGAGAAGAUAUUACGAUAUGAACUUCAGCAGAAGAGAAAGAUGCUGCAAGAGUUGAAAAAAGAAUUGGAGUAUUGCAAGGAGAAGUGGGAAUCCGCGAGGCAAAAGAAUAAUAACACGGAAAUGGAGUGGAGAAGUCUUAGGAGGGAAUUCGCUGCGAGAAAAGCCUUGGUCACGCAUGCUGAUUCGUUCAAUAAUAGCGCAGAGAGCGGAUUUAGCGACGACAGAGAAGAGGAGUCCGACGAAGACGAGGAUGCGAGAGUGCGUCCUUCCACUUCACGAAGGCGAUCAAAAAAAAGUGGCUCGAGAGCGGCAACGCCAGAGACGGAAUCCGAACUGCCAACGGACAACGAAUGCUCGGACCCCAAAUCAUCGACGUCGGCUUCAGGACAAAGAACACCGACGCCAGAAACUGAAGCUGAAUUGGACAAUGCAGAAAUGAUCGAGGAGGAUCCUAGGCCAUCCACCUCAUUACUUCAAGAAUCCCAAAAUGAGGAGGAAAUAGUCGACCCCCUUGAAAAAGCUUUAGCGAAUGUUCUCCAGGAUCUCAUCAGUUCGAACGAGUUGAAUUGUGGAGAGGAAAGUUGCUUAAAUUUCGAAGAUGAAAGCAAUCGAGUUCAAUCGAUCUUGGAAGAUGACAAAAAAUUAGAAGACAUGAUUUCAAGUAAUAACGUGGAGGCUGCUUUAGAAAAUGUUAAAAGCGUGAUCAUAAAUGAAAUUCCCAAAAUUGAGUCUUCUUUGGGAAAGAUCGAUGGAGCGGUGGGGAGAAUAAAGUGCCUCGAUACGAUCAAAGAAGAAAUGGAAAGUGAUAUUGCAAAGACCGAGCCGGAAGUAGUUCCAGUCGUGUCUGUAUUUUCAAUCGGUCCGCAUCCUCCGGAGCCAACGCUAAUCCAAAACGUGCAAUCCAACGAUGCACCCGACGACCAGGCUUCUUGCGUAAGCUCGAAAACUUGCGAGGAAAGAUCCGACAGUUUAGCGAAUAACCUGAAAACCGAACCACAAGCAUUGUCAUCGUCAUCAUUUAGCUCGGCGGCAACGGCAGCAAAAUCGCAGAUCGACGCACGCGCAGCUCGAUUACGAAGCCUGGAGGAACAAGCAGAAUGGCUUAUAAAAAAAGUCAACGACACGAAGCGCCGUGGCAACGCUCUGAAUUCCAGACUCGAAGAGCUGCACGAGAAUUACGGCUCGGUGCCCGUUGCGCCGCCAAUGCCUGACGUGUUACCCACUUUUCGUAUUCGUGGCGCGGAUGGCGAAUUGUACGAUGAACCACUGCCGAAUGAUAAGAGCACCAAUGGUACGCCUUAAUUUUUCAGAAUCAACGAUCGAAUGAUGGAUCUGACUUUGUGCCAAAGAUAGGGGCCGACAUAUAAGGAGGACGAUGAAGUGUUAAACGACCCAUGAUCGCAAGUAUUAAACGGGAAGAUCUGCUAUUUUAUGAAUCUUUUGUUUGUACUUUUUAACGAAGAAAAUUGAGAUGCGAUUGCUUUACUUUUCUAAACGUUUCUUUGUGAACGCGUUUAAUUGAUGUUGUAAUUGUGAAUGAUAAUCUUUGUAAAAUUGACAUUUGCAAGUAAAUAAACGAAAAUCCACAUGUAAGCUAAUUCUUUUUUAUUG
Molecule: messenger RNA, 4182 nt
Organism: Phymastichus coffea
Lineage: Eukaryota; Metazoa; Arthropoda; Insecta; Hymenoptera; Eulophidae
Product: paramyosin
Exons: 12
Coding region: 418-3873 (1151 amino acids)
Source: RefSeq, a predicted model, not a curated record